UGUUCUAACGGGAGUCACCCAGUGAGUAAGAAGCGUUUAGUGUCGCCGAAAGUCCUGCUUUUGGCGCAAUUAAGGUCCAUUGUUACUUACGUUAUAAAAAGCUAUGAGGGAAAAGGAACGAAGGAGUAGCCGUGUGUUUGUGACUAAUCAAAGUGUGGAUUUUAUUUUGAUUUGAUUAGGUGAACAAUUAAGGUGCAGUCUCACGUCUGAGUUUGGGGAAAAAAUGACAGCCGAUCAGCUUUCAUUUUGGGAUCCAACUGUCAUUAUUACUACAAUAUUUGCCUUGCUGCUAUUCUCCUAUUGGUAUGGAACAACUGGCUUCUCAGUUCUUCAGCGUCUCAAGGUUCCGGGGCCGAAACCUAUUCCAUUCGUUGGGAAUAUUCUCGAUGUUCGUAAGUACGGCAGCGUUCACUUGAUGAUGCUCGAUUAUGCUAAGAAAUACGGAAAGGUCUUCGCUGUUUCGCUCGGAAGAAAACCCUCUCUAGUCGUCGCAGACCCAGAAAUGCUGAAGAGUGUCAUGGUGAAGGAUUUCAUGUCGUUUCACAAUAGAAUGAUACCAUUACCUCCUCCACCAAUGAAUGCAAAUGUGUUCUCCGCGCGUGACGAGACUUGGAAGCGGAUUCGCAACAUUUUGACGCCAUCGUUUAGCUCCAAGAAAAUGAAACUUAUGGUUCCUCUGAUAGAAGAGUCGUGCGAUAUAUUUCUGAAGGAACUUGAUCAAAUUGCUGACACGGGUAAGAGGAUGAUAGAAUAGAUCAUGAUUGUAGUUCUGACGGUGCAUGUUCUUAUGAACAACAAAAGCGCUCAUCCCGCGAUGUAUGAUUCAUCGCCAACCUGCCGGAUAUGAGAUUUUUUUGUCAAGCGGCCAAUUUUCGUGGUGAAAAAAAGCAAAGCUUAUUUAUCUGCUUAAUUGUGAUUUGCAGAUAACUACAAUGUACUAAGGAUAACGAAAAUCGAUUUGAAAAUCGAAAAUCGAUGUUUAACGGAAGUGUGUGACGCUUUUGAAAUCGAAAGGUGACCAAACGAGCGGGAGCGAACGGCACCUCCCUUCUCAAUGUAAUCCCCGCUUCUUUGGCUGUUGACAAUACUCUAUCCACUAGCUGCCCUCCACAAAAAAGACCAGUCAAGUCCAGUCCAGAUUUUCCAACCAGCUGUGCGGACGUCAUCAACAGAAUAGGGACUUUAAGAUCCAACGACGCGACGGCGACAAGAACGUCGCUUAAAAAGUGAAUUUGCGUUCUUUCAGUCUUUAUAGCGAUUAUUCCUACCCACUUACUUUGUAAAUUGUAGGCGAACCCUCCUGAAGCUGAAUUUCAAGGGACCAUAUCCAAGCUCAGAAAGAAAAAUAAAAUUUCGUCGUUGGUUGUUUACGUCCUCCAUAAAACGCGAAAUUAGGCAUUUUCACGUCGUAGUCGUGCAAAAACGGGAAAGAAAUGUACAAAAAAGUGUGAUGCACGUGCGAAGUUGUUGUUUUGCUAAUUAAACCUAUUGUUUUUUUGACGUCCUCGUUGUCGUCCGCGUCGUUGGAUCUUAAAGUCCCUAGUUGACGUGAGUCAAGAGAGAAUAUGAGCUGUUUGACCUGAUCAACCUCGUCACUCUCCAGGGUUCUCUUCUACCCAUAGGAGAGGACAAGGCUGUUUCCUGAUUAGUCAUAGAUAUUUGUAGCGGUCUGCCAGUUCCACUUACGCAAGUGAAAGCUGGCUUCGUUGCGUUGAGUGAACGACAAUUCAGCAAUGCAUUUCCGUGAUAACAGGAUUGCUGAAUGGGAUGAAUACAUACUGGACUGGACUGGGCUGGACUGGUGGCUCCUUUUGAUUCACUCUUGUCACUGUAGUAAAUUAUUUCGCUGUAUUGCUACUAUACAAUUCCUGGCUUUUGCAACCAUUCAAAUGUUCCGACUGUCGUGCCGUAAGUAUUUCAUUUUGUUGCCAUGUCCUUGAUUCGAGUUAAAGUUGAUAUUAGGCAGUUUCCAUGGCAAUAUUCCAAAAAUAUUUUUUUAUUUUAAUUUCUUUGUAGGAAAGACAGUGAAUGUUAUGGACUGGUUCAGUAAGUUGGCUUUAGAAGUUAUCUUCUCGACUGCUUUUGGUAUCAAAGCAGACGUACAAACCGAUCCAGACGAGAAACUUCUUAAGAAAGUAAGGAGCGCCUUUUCAUUUCCGUUUAUAUUACGCAUCCUUAGUCGCAUUCCCAUCCUUAGUACGGUUCUAAAGCUUUUAUUAAGUCUUAGAUCCAAUAUGGGCUAUUUUGGAAAGGUCGCUUUGGAGAUUAUUCGUCAGCGUCGGGAGUCUGGGACCCCGGAACGUCAGGAUCUCAUGCAGCUUAUGCUAAAAGCGCAGCAAGAGUCCAACGUUGAUGGGGUCAGCAAAAUCACUGAUGAGGAAAUCGUCGCCCAGUGCAUAGCAUUCCUCCUUGGAGGUCACGAGACCUCGAUGAUAUCACUUUCCACUUCCGCGUACCAUUUGGCUUUAUACCCGGCUGUCCAAGAAAAGCUGCGAAAGUGUAUUUGUGAAUACAUGGAGGCGAACCCGAGCACUUCAUUUUAUGAGAUAUCACAAGGCAUCGAAUACCUUGACUGUGUCAUAAACGAAACGCUGAGGGUGUUCCCGCCGGCGCAUCAACUGAAUCGCGAGUGCACCCAAGAUUGCGUCGUCAACGGCAUUGCAAUCCCCAAAGGCAUCGAAAUAAUUAUACCUUUCUAUACUCUUCAUCACGACCCUGAUGCCUGGGAAGACCCGGAGAAGUUUGACCCCGAGCGAUUCCGAAGCCCUGCCAAAGAAACCCGACACCCAUAUCAGUUCAUGCCAUUCGGAGCAGGCCCAAGGAUAUGUCUUGGGAUGAGGCUCGCCCUGAUGGAGGUUAAGAUACUGUUGGUAAAAAUCCUGUUGAAAUACAAGUUUGUGCGAUCACCCGAGACUCAAGUGCCUAUGGCCAUGCAUGCUGGUAAUACCCUGGCUCCAAAAGAUGGGGUUCAUUUGAAGAUCGAGUCUAUUUAGUGUAACGUUAUCGAAAUUUACCAAAAACAUUAACCCAUCAUAAUCAAAUUUCGCAAGCCUCACGCUAAGGCCAUCUAAGCAGAGAAUAAUAUGGAAAGAUAAUACUUUUUACUCUCUUAGGAAAUUGUAUAUUGGUUCUGAAAAACCAUUUUAUGGAGAACAAGAAAGCUCUUACAGCGGCGUUCAGUCUGACUUGCUUGGAGGUUAGAUCGAGAAAUGAGGAGGCGAUUAAUUGUACACGAAACAAGAUUUACUCGCUAGAAGUUUUUUACUUCCUACUUUAUCGACGUCGAUACUUUUUAUUUGUUUCUGAACUGAUUUAGUAGGCGUGUUAGCGACGACCGGAAAUACGUCUGCGGUCGCAGGGUAUACGCGUGUAUUAUUACACGAAAAUUGAAGGGCCUCGAUUACAGCGAAUAAUAUCAUUACCAGAGUUCAAAAAAGUGAUUUACAUGGCACGUUAUUUCAAUCAUCACCGAAAGUAAACCGCAUACUCAUCACAAGACCCAUUUGCAUCCAAUGAAAGUUUUCACCUUCCGACCAUCGCAGUUUUGCUAAUCAAGAUUCUUUUUUUUUUCCGACCACUUAGUGUUCACUUGUUCCAAAGUAAUCAACGUUUUGAAGCGAUACAAUUCGUCGACCGACAGGUUUUGGAAAAGCUCUAAAUUUAAUCUUUCCUAAGCUUUAUUCACCAAACGUGCUUGGCUUCGAUCACGCAACGAUUCCUAUUCCUAUUUUCCACGGUCUCCGCCAGGAACGCCAGGCACAAUGACUCCCCUUUCGUGUCAUAAAUACGAAGAAAAACGCGUUAAAGAUUAUGAGUCCUGCUGCUUACGGAAGGGAGACUAAUAAUAAAAAAGUUAUUUGUAUUUGUUUUUUAUACACGGAUAAGGUACGAUUAGACAAGUUUAGCUAUAAUUAAGCAAGGCCUGAAGGCGAUUUUACAAGGAG
This is a messenger RNA of Porites evermanni, 3944 nucleotides long. Lineage: Eukaryota; Metazoa; Cnidaria; Anthozoa; Scleractinia; Poritidae. The record is from the annotation of a GenBank genome assembly.